Lytechinus pictus (painted urchin) is the source of this 3098-nucleotide messenger RNA. RefSeq names its product fibrillin-1-like. The transcript is spliced from 16 exons. Lineage: Eukaryota; Metazoa; Echinodermata; Echinoidea; Temnopleuroida; Toxopneustidae. Gene Ontology annotation, molecular function: calcium ion binding. Bases 212 to 2194 code for a protein of 660 amino acids. The record is from RefSeq and is a predicted model, not a curated record.
GAGGUGAGUACAAAUUAUAGGAGAGGCUGCUUUUAGAAGCACAGUAUCAAGACCAUCCAAUCCCUUUGCUUUGGAUGUUUGCAGUUUCUUCAUGAUAUUUGAUACAUUUUGUUCCCCAACCUGUUCAAAGACAAACUUAGUACCAGGGGUAGGCUUAGUUAUACUGACAAAUAGGAAGCGAGACAUUUGAAAACAGAAUUAUUAAUAUAUCAUGGCGAUACAUAUUUUGGCGGGAAAGUAUCCUGUGGUAUGUCGUCUGCUUCUUCUGAUUUUGGCGCCAUGGUAUACGGAAGCAUUGCACGACAACGAGUUUGGAUACGCGGACAUCGCGGCUGGCGUGCCCGAGCUGCCCCAGGACGAAAUCGAUGAGCUACUGCUAAAACAUAACGAAGGUCGUGCAGAAGUUGAACCGUCUGCCGCAAACAUGAACAAAGUGAUAUGGAAUCAUGAACUUUACGUGGCGGCAAAGACAAAGGUGGAGUCUUGCACGUACGUCAUCGAUAUACCAGCAGAAACAGGGCAUUAUGGGAAGGUGGUUCAAUUUACCGGCAUCUCUAGGAAACCUACCUUUGAUUUGGCUGAUGCGGUAGAUAUGUGGAUGUACUUGGGCAAAGACAGCUACGAUUAUGAACAGGAUACAUGUAGCAGAGAUGACAUCUUUUGCAGGAUGUACAAACUGUUUACAUGGGGGCCGAUGGAGAUCAUUGGCUGUGCACACACUCUAUGUAGCUCUCUCGUUGAUACUUACUCAGACCGUGUCUUGGCAAAUACUUACUACUGGAAAUGCAACUACUAUCCUGUGGGAAACUUAGAUGAUGCCAACCCGUACACUGUCGGUACUCCAUGUCUUGAUUGUCCUGAUAAUACUGGCUGGUGUAACAAUGAAUAUGACAUGUGCGAUCCGGAAUGCAGCACGAGCGACGAUUCCUGCGACUGUCUAUAUAGCGAUACUUGCGAGGGUGUAUAUGAUUACGACUCGGAGUCUUGUACAUGUACAUGUGACCACCCCGAUUGUGAAGAUGAUCAGUUUGUGUGCAUCUUAAAGUGUGGUAACCCUGCCUGGGCAGUGGUUAAUGUCGAUGAAGGAAUAUGUUUCUGUAAUUGCCCAGCAGGAUACGAGGCCAAUGCAGCUCUUGACGUUUGUAACGAUAUAAAUGAAUGUCUGGGCGAUCCGAACCUGUGCGAGCACAACUGUGAGAACACCGAAGGCUCUUACCAGUGCACCUGCUUGCCUGGUUUCGAACUGGACGUCGAUGGACACAGCUGUGGACCUUUCUUCCAGAUCGGCCGCCACGAUGCCGACCUCAUAAAGACCACGACAACCGCAGCUCCGACCAUCCAACCACCAACGGCGACAACCGAGGAACCGACGUCGACAGUGUCGACAACACCCGAAUCGACAACGCCGGUCGAAACGACGACGGAAUGCGUGGUGUACAAUUGUGGCGCACAGGGAACUUACGACCCCGUUGGCUGCACGUGUAAUUGCAAUGCCGGUUAUUUCUUCAAUGAAGUAACUUGUGAAGAUAUCGAUGAAUGCGAGAGAGGGGACACUGUCUGUGAUGGAUGUGAGAACCUUCCUGGUGAUUACAGAUGUACCUCAUGUCACGAAGGCUUCAAUUUACACGUAGCAACAGGAAGAUGCGAGGAAGAUGUUUGCAAACUAGGAGAGGGAAUGCAUUGCAAUUAUAAUGGAUUCCUGGACGAAGGAACAUGUGAAUGUGUCUGCUUCUCGGGCUACAAAGGAACUCUAUGCGAAAGUGUGUGCCCGAUUACGGAGUCUAGUUGUUGGCCUGCCUAUGAUCCGAUACACCCGACCGAUCCAAGUCAGUGUGUGGUGUAUUGUCCAGAGUGCGAAUGCGAAGGAUAUCCAUCGUGUGAACACAAUGGUAUUCUCGCCCGAGCUUCUGGGUUUGAAUUCAUCAAGAAUGGCAUCUGCCGCUGCUACUGUCCUUUGCCUUGGAGCGGAGAUACGUGCGAUGAAUGCAAUCUAACUUGCCUGAAUGGAGGAACUUUAAAUCCUGCAGAUUGCACCUGUUCGUGUCUCUCCGCUGACUGGUAUGGCGUCGACUGCUCAAAACCAUGUGUUCAAACCUCACGUCUAUGUACAAACCGAACGCUGAGUAAAUGCGGGAAUGUGCCCAUCAUAGAUGCACACUGCCCCAUCAUGUGCGGCGCUUGUCUCGAUGAAUAGAUGCAGGUGAAAUACAUGAUGGAGUCGCAAUCAUCUCUUCCCGAUAAAUCAUACCCACUGGUAAAGAACUUCGACACCUUCACGAUAAUACCAUCGGAUAUAACAGAACAGAUUAAUGAAAAAAACAUAUAAAAAUUAUGGUUUAUUAUGUGAUGCGUAUAGCUUCUCGUGAUUUCAGCCCAGACUUAGACCGUGGUUUAGGUCAAGUGGUAUAAGGUUGAACCGGAGUUCCCAAUACUGGCCCCAGAGUUUUGUGCGAUGAGAAGGCUGGUGCUGCUGAAUGCUACUGAUGAGCAAAAAUGGCAUUGUGUGUUUCAUAAAGCUGCCCACGAAACUAAGAAUAAGAAAGUUAUGAAGACUCGAUACACUGGCCUGAAAAGGUAAUUUACAAUCAUGUAAUAUUUCAUAAGUAAAUAUAACCAUGUAUAGUAAACACUGUAAUACGAAGUAUAGUAUUUUACCUCAAUGUAACUGGAUGUGGAAGAAAGGGAAAUAUUUUUAGAACCAAAAUAACAAUUUAUUCCAACCUUGGUGGUAAACCUGAACUUUACAUAAUAUUGUAAGUGCCAUCCAAAAUCAUGUAUAUCGGUGUUAUAUUAAUGGCAAAAAGCAGAACAGUUGGUUGAGAAAAUAAGCCUUAAUUUCGUACAAAAUUAAUGUUGUAUUCAUGGCUUUUUGUGGAAUGUGAAGAAUGUUCGUUAUUAGUGUCAAUGAAUUAUGCUUGCUUUGUCUCGGGCAUUUAGUAUAUGAUUACAAACAUCAAAUACAUGGGGAUACAUGAAAGAUUUCUGGUCGAACCAGUAAAGGUUAUUUUCGUGAGUAACAGAGGUCAUCAAUAUGAUUUCGAUCUGUUUUUAAUGGCUAUGGCCCUAUCAUUAAUUAAAUGACAAAUUAUAAUUAACAA